Messenger RNA from Oncorhynchus gorbuscha (pink salmon), 6239 nucleotides. RefSeq names its product FYVE, RhoGEF and PH domain-containing protein 5-like. Gene Ontology annotation, cellular component: cytoplasm. The coding region runs from base 278 to 4885 and encodes 1535 amino acids. The record is from RefSeq and is a predicted model, not a curated record. The transcript has 20 exons. NCBI's taxonomy places the organism in Eukaryota, Metazoa, Chordata, Actinopteri, Salmoniformes, Salmonidae. Gene Ontology annotation, molecular function: metal ion binding; guanyl-nucleotide exchange factor activity.
UAUACUUCGCGAGCGCACCAGUCGCGCAUCAGCUAAAGAAAAGGGAUGCCGGCUCUAUAGGCAAACAGCUACUACCUUGACAGAGUAGUAGCCAGUACUUGGAAAAACAACCAGAGAAAAUUGUGAAAUGUUGAAUUUAGACCACUUGAAUACUUUCAACAUGAAUUUGGGAUAAGUUCACAGAACCUGUGGACAUAUUGUGGCGGUUGUUUCCUGCGUUUGAAGAAAAAUAAACACGUGGAUAACUCUCGGUUGCUAUAGCGGAUGAUGUCCCAAAAUGAACACAGAUUUACAGAAGCGACUCCAAGUUCCCCGACCAAAGAUCCGGAGUCACCUCACGAUCAAGGUGCAGUCCAAACUGAUGUCAAAGCCUUGUCCCUCUACCUGGGGUCCCAAACCUCCCACCGCUGCAAUGGCCAGACCCUCCUCAUCUGAGACAGAGGCAGAGGAAGAGCAAUGCCCCCCUCACGGUUUGAGCAAUGGAGACUUGACCUCCUCAGAGGGGGAACCUAAGGACCACCAGGAAGGGUCAGAGGACCCCAUACCCCACUCCACAGAUCACAACCAGGAGGAAGCAGCACCAGAGGAAAUCCUUAAUGACAAUGGCAUCACAGAUUAUGGUGAGAAGGAGAAUGAGCAGGAGGGGGAUGAGAUAGAGAGAGAGAACAAUGCAUCUGAAAUGGAAAACACUGGUUCGUCUGACACUCACAUUGCUGCAGAGGAGAUAGACUGUAAUGCAGCAGAUGACUUGAACCUACCUGAGAGUGACAAUGUGUUUCUGUGUGAGAGAGGAGAUGAGGAAAGGGGGGGAAUCAAAGCAGAGGAGGAAGAUAAUCAGAGUUUAGCUGAGGAGACUGAAACAUCUGAUAAACCUAUAGGGUACCCAGAAGAAGAUGUUGAAGAACCAGACACAGAAGAUCAUGAUCAUGGGACCACCCCUAGUCAGCCGGCUGCAGAUACUGACAUUGGGCUUGAAGAGGAAGUCAGCUCACCUGGUGGUGAAUAUUUAAAGUGUAAGGUACCCACUGAUGAGGCUGAAGGGGAAGCAGAGGAUCUCUUACUGGGAGCACACUGCUGUACACUCCCACCCGUCGGCGAGGAGUAUCCCUACGAUGUGAUUGGCCCCUCAGAUGAGCCUGUUUACACAUGUGACACUGGUGAGCCCGGUGACACAGGUGUGUGGCAGCCUGAGCGUGCCACCAAGGACCCCUCUGGCCAUUUCCGUUUCUCUGGCAGCACUGAGGAUGUGUUUGGGCCUUACUCCGUCAUCGAGGCAGUGCCUGCUGACAGGAUGAGCGCCGCCUACCCUGAGGUGAAUCACGAUGAUACAUUCUGUGGUGACAAACCACACACUGCAAAGGAGAUGGACACAGCAGGCACCUCUAACCAACAGCCUUAUUAUUUGUCAUCAGACGAUGUGGAAGAGCUAGAGGUUAAACGGAGAGAGAGUGAGGUCCAGGACACUCCUGAACAAUCCUCCCAACACAUAGAAACAGCGAUAGAGGAUGUGGAUGAAUACGCAGAUAUCGAUGACUCCCUCUGCCCUGAGGCACAUGACUUUCAGCAGCUGGACGGUGCCUCAUCAGAGGACUAUGUGGAGAUUGGGGACGAUGAUGAGACGGAUGACACGGAGAGGAAGCAGAUCAGAGGGAGGAGUGUGAGAGAGAGAACAGCCAAGCGUGAGCAGGCUUUCUCCAGCCAGCGGAACAGCUGCCAGCCCCGUCUCAGGCUGUGUAACAUCACAGUGCCAGCAGACCUGGACCGGACACGGACCCCAGAGCUCACCAACAGGGUGGUGUUCGCCCACACCACAGAGGCAUUCGAGGAGGACAUAGAGGAGCUAGACUGCCACAUCGUACCUUAUCAUGAUGACUCAGAGUCAGACAGCGAGGAGCACAUCUAUGAGGAGGCCGGCUUUGACUCUGAGGGGGAGAACUUUAUGUCUCUGGACCGGAAGAGCAUUGUGACGCGGUCGCGCUCCUACUCUGGGAAGGUUUCGGGUUAUGUCCCUGAGACAGUUCCUGAGGAGACAUCAGAGUACCAGAGUACUUAUGACUACUGUACUGUGGCCUUAGACCAGAACGGAGAACCUCUGCGACGUCCUGAGCAGCCGGAGGUCAACAGACUCAUCCCCUCUCUGAAGCCACGCCCCUUCUUACUAUACCCAAACUCAUACUCCGCAGAGGGUCGAGAACUGUCAUUGGGAGCUCACAUAGAGGCCGACCAAUCCCUGAAGGAUGAUGGCAGGAUGAAAAGGACAGAUGACACCCUCUCUCUGCCAUGUUUUAGCACUUCUUCCGGAAGCUUCUCUCAGCGGAGCCACCAGUCGUCCAGCGAUGUCUCCAUGCCAACCUCUCUGGUGGACAUCCCACCUCCCUUUGAGCUGGCUAUCAUCACCAAGAGACCGGUCACUAAGAGCUCCCCAUCCCUCCUGAUCAGCGUCUCUCCUGAGUCCACAGACAACAAGCCCAAGAAGAAGUCCUCAUUCAAGCGCUUCCUGACCCUGAAGUUCAAGAGGAAAACGGACACUAAAGGCUUUGGUGACGGGAGCAUACGCUCCUCACGCUCCUCCUCUGAGUCCAGCCACCAUGGCCCAACAAGACUCCUGGAACUGGAGCGCAGGAGCACUGGCUCCCCUCAGUCCCAGUCUCGUAUGGUGAAGCCCCAGCCGCGCCCUCCAGACCUUCCCUCCACCUUCCUGCUCUACAAAGACCUCAGGAAAGAAGACCCUAAAGCCUAUGGUAGCAGGGGCGUGUCCAGGGUGGAGUCCUUCGAGGAGCGCUCCCGCCGCCCCCUCAUGCCCCUCCCCCUGACCAAACCCCGCUCUAUCUCCUUCCCCAGUGCAGACACGUCUGAAUAUGAGAACAUCCCAGCUAUGAGCUCUGACUAUGAGAACAUCCAGAUCCGCCCUGGCGGGAGACCUACCAGAUCCAUGAAAGUCACAGAUUUCUUUGAGGACCCCAAACGCAUAGUGGCCCCCUCUAAUGACAACGAUGGUUAUGUGGAUAUGAACAGCUUCCCUGGGAUCGACAGCAAACCCCAGUCACCUGAGCAGGAGCCUGAGAGUGCCUACACAGAGCCUUUCCCAAUGAGCGAUACUCUAGCGGGGCUCUCAGCUGAAGAGGACCAUGGACUCACCUCAGAGGAGGAGGAGGGAGGAGUGGAGCACGGCUUUGACAAACAGAUUGAUGGACGAUCCAGAGCCUUCUACGUCGCCAAAGAGCUGGUGGACUCUGAGAGACUACAUGUAAAGGCCCUUAAGCUCCUUCAAGAGGACUUCAGGGCAGCAGUGUCGGAGGCGGUGGGGGAGGAUGGGGAACCUGUGGUGGAGGAACAGAGGCUGGGGGAGAUACUGGGCACACUCCCUGAGGUCUACAUACUCCACAGCAACAUCCUCACUGAGCUGGACUCACGCAUCAGACAAUGGGAGGAGAGCCAGAGGGUGGUGGAUGUGAUCCUGUCUCGACGGGAGGAGUUUGCUGGGUUUGCUACCUACAUCUCUGAGUAUGACCGGAGCAUGUCCCUACUGGCAGAGAGCUGCAAACUCAACCCUGCCUUCCAUGACAUCGUCAAGCAGUUUGAGAAGCAAGGUCCAGAUGGAGCUCAGGUCCAAUUGAAGCACCAGCUGCUGCAGGUCAUUGUGAGAGUCCUCCAGUACCGCAUGCUGCUCACAGAUUACUUAAACAACCUCUCCCCUGAUUCGAAAGAAUAUGAGGAUACACAAGCUGCCUUAGUCAUCGUUUCAGAGGUGGCAGACCAGGCUAAUGAAAACCUCAAGCAAGGGGAGAAUUUGUUGCGGCUGGUUCACAUUGAGUACAGUGUCAGAGGCAAGAGAGAUCUACUCAAGCCAGGAAGGAUGUUUGUGAAGGAAGGCACUCUAAUGAAAGUUUCCAGGAAAAGCAGACAGCCCAGACACCUAUUUCUGAUGAAUGAUGUGAUGCUGUACACCUAUCCUCAGCAGGAUGGUAAAUACCGGCUGAAGAACACUCUCUAUCUGUCUGGGAUGAAGGUCAGUAUACCCGUCAUAGACAACGUGCUCAAUGCCCUGAGGAUCGAGGUGAAUGACGUCAGCAUCACCCUGUCAGCCAGUUCCUGUGGUGAGAGGGAAGACUGGUUCCACACGCUGAGUCGGGCCAUAGCAGAUCAUGCUGCAGGCCUGUGUACUUUCGGUGGCCUCUGCAGUGAGGCACGUGAGAAGCUGUGGAUGGCCCUGGGGGAGGCAGCUCCAGUGCUGGUGCCUAUGACUCAUGUGAUGAUGUGUAUGAACUGUACCUCCGACUUCAGCAUGACCCUGAGACGCCACCACUGCAACGCCUGUGGGAAGGUGGUGUGUCGUGCCUGCUCCAGGAACAAGUGUCCUCUGAAGUACCUCAAAGAGAGGGUGGCCAAAGUGUGUGACCACUGCUACGCUGAGCUCAGGAAGAGAGGUGUCAGUAUCUCAGGGGCGUGUGGUAACUCCAGCCCCUGCACCCACCGGGCCAGUCGGCCCCUCUCAGCUGUGUUCCAGAGCUUCCAGCCCCCAAGCCUGUGGAGGAGCAGGAAGAGCACCUCUUCUCUCAACCAGGUGGUGUUGGGGGCUGAGGGCUCGGCCAUGAGUGGCAGCCUGCAGCGGCGUAAGAAGAGCAAGAGGAAGUGGAAGAGGCUGUGGUUCCUCCUCAAAGACAAGGUGCUCUACACCUUCACAGCACGUGAGGACAAGAUGGCAUCUGAGAUUCUGCCCCUGCAGAGUUUCACAGUGAAGCUGACAGAGAGGCCGGAGGGAGAGGAGAGCUCCAACAUGUUUCAGCUCUACCACAAGAAGACACUAUACUACACCUUUAGAGCAGACGAUCAGCACACUGCCCGCAGGUGGGUCAAUGCCAUGGAGGAGGCCACAGUGUUAUAACACCUGCCUGUCUGCACAGACCAACGCUGCCUGUGCAUCGCCUAUCGACCCACUCUCUCUUUCCUGGUGUCUUCUGCGCAAAACCAUCCUUGACAAGGCUGCCAUCUACAGGCAGCAGGGCAUACAUGCAGACUAUGUGUGGGGAAAACAUCCAAGAGUGAGCCUCUUUAAGGUGAAAAACCUCUCAGUCGAGUACAGUGUAUACUCAGACUGGGUCAGUUCCAAACUCGGUGCAGGACUUUGUUUGGGUCAGCAGUGGCGAACAGGACCCUGAAGAAGGACGAAACGUUGGUUGCUAGACCCAUUAAAUGUUUGGGAGCAUAAUUAAAGUGUUUGACUUUCUUUGAACACAAAUCUUCUGAGGAAAUACAUAGAGCCAGCUCAAACACACACAGGUCCCUGUGUCAAAAGACCACAACUGCAUGUCACAACAUGCCACAACUGUAAAACUCCUAGACAAUGUGUAUCAAAAUGUUUGAUUGACAGCCUUCAGUGCCAAUGCACAUUCACACACUUGUCUUUUCUGACGCUCUUUGUCUACUAUGAAUUGUACAUGGAACAACUUUGUAUGGGUUCUGUUUUGGAUAGUGCACACCACUGUACACACAAUACCAAAUCAAAAUGCUGCCCUCCCAUGGCAAAACGCAGUAACUACGUCAUUUUUUCUGAAAUGCAAUUUUUUUUUUUAUAUCGAGACAAGACUGCAAUUUCGGAUAUUCCAUGAUAUAUUCUGACCAACUGGCUUGUUCUUGUGUCAGGAAAAGAAAUAACACAUUAAUCAGAUAAUACACCUGGCCAUUAAAACCUGAUCAAAGAUUUUUGAUCAGAAUUCAUAGUUACUGCGUUUUGCAUUUGUCGGGCAGUAUUAACAACUUUGGUAUUGUAUGGAGACGUUUAUGUACUGUAAGAGACGCAUCGUAUUUCAAAUAUAGUGUAAUAUUCAAUUCACACAUUUUGAAGUGAGGUAUAAUAAGUAUUUGUACAGCAAUGUUAUUGUAUGAUGUUACAAGCGAAAGCCAUUUUAAUCAUCAUAUCUUGUCCAAUGUACUCUCUGUGAACAUACUUGUUUUACACCACAGGUGUGUAAUAACAAUGCCAGAAUGUGAAAUGUUACAGACCGUUUUAGUAUUAUUCAACAAAAGAUCAUCUUGAAGUAUAUUUCAUAGCUGAAUGUACAGUUUCUGAACCUUUUCUGAAAGGGUGGUUACGUUUUUGAAGUGCCAACCGUUUCCAUUUGAAUGCCAUGCCAUGUGUUUUGGAUAAACAAAUGUGCAUAUAUCAAAUGAUAGUCUUUAUGGGAACGGGUGAAAAGUAAAUGGUUUAACAAAUCAAUAAAUAUCAGUUUUAGCAUCAA